UCCCUUCCUCCUCUUCCCCUCUCCCCUCCUCUCCGGAAAUGGCGCGCCACCUCUUCUCCACUCGCCCCCCCAUCCAUCCUCUCCUCUCCAUUACACUCCACUCAGCGAUUCCGCACCAUCUUCGCUCCGCCCCGCCCCGCCCCGCCCCUCCCCCCCAACCCCCGACACAUCGGUUCCCGCACGUUGUGCCGCGAUUCCCCCUCGCCGUCGCUGCGACAUCGCGAUCUGUAAGGAAGGAAGGGAGGGAGGGUUUGGUGCGGCGAUGACGGAGCGCCGGUGAUCGAGCGCAGAGCCCAAAGGAGGAGAAGCGACGAUGAUGGUUGGUUUGGUGCAGCUUCUGGUGGGGUUCGUCGUCGCCUGGGAGGCCGUCGAGCUCGUCCUCCGCCACGGCCUCCUCCUAUCCGUCUUCAAGUUCGCCGCCCUCGGCGCCCUCGCCGCCGCCGCAGGAUGCGUCGCCGUCAUCUUCCUCGCCAGGGCAGUGGCCUGGGUGCUCCAACGCGCCGCCAAGCUAUCCAUCGGGUGCCGCUCCUACGGCCUCAAUUAUCUGCGGGACAUCACCAUUUCAUCCUCAGGGCUACGGGGCGCUGUUGAGUCUAUUUGUAUUGGUGAAAUCAGACUUGUCCUGCAGAAACCGCUCACCCAGCUGGGAUUUACCAUACUAACUCAUGGACCAAUCCUGCAACUGCAAAUCUCUGAUUUGGACGUUAUGCUCAGGCAACCUGUGAAAUCCGCAAACAAGAAGAAACCUAGCCCUCGCAAACCGUCCUCAACCUCAUCCACAAAAGCAAAAGGAAAAUCCAAAGCACAAGCGAAAUGGAGGUUAAUAACAAGCAUGGCCAGUCUAUUAUCAUUAUCCAUAGUGGAAUUGAGGCUUAAGUCUCCAAAAGCUGCUCUUGGCAUCAAGGACCUUAAGAUCGAUAUAUCGAAAACUGGAGGAUUGGAUCCAGUCCUCAAUGUUCAAAUUAAUAUUAUACCUUUAUUUGUACAAGCAUUGGAGUCAGACAGCAUUGACAACAACACGUCAGUGUUCAGCAAAUUGGAUUGGUGUGUUAGUGGACAAUAUUGUUCAGCCAUGGACACUUCUGACUGUAGCUCAUUCCUGUUUGAGGACAUAUCAUUCUCAUGUGACCUUCAUCAAAGGGAUAGAGGAAUUAAGGUCAAGAAUUUGGACUUGAUUCUUGGCCCAAUUGUUGUGAAUUUGGAAGAGAAAUUAUUGACCAAGAAGAAACAGUCUGCAGCUACUGUUGCUGACCAAAAGGGCGAACCUUCUGUGGAUAAUAAAUCAGCUGCCAGAUCUGAAGGGGGCAAACUUGCAUCACUAAAUAAGAAGAUAAGUCUGUUUCCUGAAAAGGUUAGCUUCAACAUGUCCAAACUGGAUCUGAAGUUUUUGCCCAAAGAUCAUGGCCUCUCAAUCAACAAUGAAAUUGGUAGCAUAUCUUUGAGAUGUACAAGGUUACAACCACAAGAUGGCUUCGGAGAGAGCACAACACAUCUCCGGUUGGAAACUGCCGUAACGGAGAUUCAUCUUCUAAUGGAUGGCGCGACCUCAGUAUUAGAGGUUGCAAAAAUUUCAACAGUAGUUUCAGCUAACAUUCCCACUCAGCCAGCAUUGCCAGUUCAAGCUGAAGUAGAUGUCAAGAUUAGUGGGUUCCAAUGUAAUCUCAUUAUGAGCAGAAUUAAGCCACUGAUUAGAAUUAACUCAGAUAAAAAGAAGCCCCCUGUUGCCCAUGAGAGUCCUCAACAAGAGAAGGCACCUAAAGAAAAAUUAGCAUUGGCUUGGGCAUGUACACUGUCGGCUCCUGACUUGACUAUUGUGCUUCACAGUCUUGAUGAUGUACCUCUUUACCAUUGUAUUCAAUCAAUUAAUGUUUCUGCAAGUAAGUUGGUAGACCAAGGAACUCGAUUGCAUGUCAAGCUUGGUGAACUGAAAUUGCUUUUUGCUUGCAAACGCCUACAGUCGAUGAAUGAAAGCAUCUCAGGCUCCUUACUGCACAUUAGCCGUUCAACUCUUGAUCUGGAGCAAAAGGACCCAGGCAAAGAUAAUGGUGAAGACCAUGCUAAAUCCUCUAUCUCUGUUAAUAUAUCUGGAAUCAGAAUGUACUUCUGUUUUUACUAUCUCGAGUCACUUUGUGCCAAUGCAAUGUCCUACAAAGUGUUUCUGAAAAGUAUUUUGCCUCCUAAGAAACGAUCUGUCCAGGAGAAUGCUCCUCAAAAGUCUAGCAAGAAAACUAAAGGAGCACAGCUUAUCAAAAUCAAUGUUGCACAGUGCUUUGUUAUGUAUGAUGGUGAUAUGAGGCUGGAAGAUAUGACUAUAGCCGAUCCAAAGCGUGUAAACUUUGGAUCUCAGGGUGGUCGUGUUGUAAUCAUCAAUGAAGAUAAUGGUUCCCCAAGGAUGGCCUAUGUAAAUUCUACUAGCCUUCCGGAUCAUAAGAAUGUUCACUUCUCCACUUCUCUAGAGAUUUCUCAGGUCUGUGUGUCUUUGAAUAAGGCAAAGCACUCCAUGCAGGUUGAACUUGAGAAGUUCAGAGUGACACAUAAAGAGGAUCAGCUUGACAAUAAACCUGUAGAGGAGACCAAGCUGUUGGAUGUGCGUAAAGCAAAGUUUGUCCAGCGUUCUGGUGGGCAAAAUGAUGCUGCAGCCUGCUCUCUCAUCAAUGUGACUGACAUUGCAAUCAGGUGGGAGCCUGAUCCCUAUCUGGAACUGCUUGAAGUGGCCACACGACUUAAAGCAGUUCUGUAUAGGAUGAAACUCCAGAAUUCUGUUGCUGAGGUGAAAGAUGAUACAUUAAGCAUGGAUAUCCCAGCAAAAAAGGAAGACAUUGGCCAGCAAGAAAAGGCACAAAAGAAACGAGAAUCAGUUAUUGCCGUCGAUUUGGAAUCGUUGAAAAUUUCAGGUGAAUUUGCUGAUGGGGUUGAAGCAAUGGUUCAAGUAGGAUCCAUAUUUUCUGAGAAUGCAAAGAUAGGUGUUUUGAUCGAGGCACUAGCGGUCAGUUUUUGUGAUGCAUGGAUAUUCAAAAGCAGUCGCAUGCAGUUGUCUCGUAUCCCGAUUUCUGUUUCUGAUAGCCAUCCUGAUAAGAAGUUACAAUCUGCAGCUGUAUGUGAUUGGGUUAUUCAAUGCCGUGAUGCUAAUAUUUGCUUGCCAUUUAGGUUGCAACUAAGAGCUAUAGAUGAUGCUGUAGAAGACACAUUGCGGGCCUUCAAACUUAUUUCUGCAGCAAAAACAUCUGUUUUAUUUCCCGAGAAGAAAUCUAGCGCCACCAGCAGCAGUAGCAGCAAAAAGAAAUCAAAAUCAGUGGCUUUUCGGUAUGUGCGGAUCAUCGUGCGUGAUCUGAUAGCAGAAAUUGAGGAAGAGCCCAUACAAGGAUGGCUUGAUGAGCAUAUCAGUUUAAUGAAGAAUGUAUUUUCUGAGUCCGCAGUCAGGUUGAAUCUACUUGAUGAGCUUGCUUUAGGCCAAAAUAAGGAUUCCCCCAAGGCAAAACUGGAUACCUCUGCUUCUGAAAAAAACAAUGAUUGCCCUGAAGCCGAUGCUGAUGUGCCUGGCAUACACUCCAUUGAAAAACUCAGAGAAGAGAUAUACAGACAGGCAUUCCAGUCAUAUUACCAAGCAUGUCAGAAAUUGCCAAUCUCAGAAGGAUCAGGUGCAUGUUCAAGUGGCUUCCAGUCAGGAUUCAAGAUGAGCACCCGUAGAGCAUCAGUUAUGUCCGUACAUGCAAAAGAUAUUGAUGUGAGCCUAUCAAAGAUUGAUGGGGGCGAUGAAGGAAUGAUUAGUUUUAUUAAAUCUGUAGAUCCAGUUUGUGCCAAAAAUGAUAUCCCAUUUUCCCGUUUGUAUGGCAGCAAUUUUACUUUGAAAACUAGAUCUUUAUCUGCUUAUUUGAGAGACUAUGCAUUUCCACUCUUUGCUGGAACCUCUGGUAAAUGUGAUGGCCGCCUUGUGCUGGGUCAGCAGGCAACCACUUUUCAGCCCCAAGUUCGACAGGAUGUCUAUGUUGGCAAAUGGUGGAGAGUAAAUCUGCUCCGCUCUGCAACUGGUUAUACCCCACCAAUGAAAACAUAUGCUGACAUACCAUUGCAUUUUAAAAAAGGGGAAGUGUCAUUUGGAGUUGGCUACGAGCCAGUUUUCGCUGAUAUAAGCUAUGCUUUUACUGUUGCACUCCGGAGGGCAAAUUUAGCUAAGAGGUGGUUCUUUGAGCGUCCUGAACCCCCAAGAAGAGAGCGCAGCUUACCCUGGUGGGAUGAUAUGAGAAACUAUAUUCAUGGCAGAUUUAACUUGAGUUUUACUGAGACAGAAUGGCAUCUCCCUGCUUCAACAAACCCUUAUGAAAAGCAUGAUCAAAUGCUAAUCACAUCUGGCUAUAUGGAAAUAUGUUAUGUGGAUGGUUAUGUCAGUCUGUCUUCGAAGUCUCUAAAGGUGUACAUAACUAGCUUAGAGAGUCUAGCCAAGAAGACUAGUUUAGAAAUCCCACAUCAUCCAGCUAUACCUUUCCUUGAAACCCCUACCUUUUUCAUGGAUAUUUCAAUACAGUGGGGAUGUGAUUCAGGUAACCCUAUGGAUCAUUUUAUAUUUGCUCUUCCUGCUGAGGGAAAACCACGGGAUAAAGUUUUUGAUCCAUUCCGCUCAACUUCUCUGUCACUGAAGUGGAGUUUUUCACUUAAGCCUUCAACAACAGAAACCAUAGAACAUCAGCGAAAGAGUGAUGUGCAUACAAAUGAUUCUCCGACCGUGAAUGUAGGGGCUCAUGAUUUGGUCUGGCUAGCAAGGUGGUGGAACUUACUUUUUCUUCCUCCCCACAAAUUAAGAUUGUUUUCCAGGUUUCCACGUUUUGGAGUUCCUAGAUUUGUACGGUCUGGAAACCUCCCACUUGAUAGAGUUAUGACUGAACAGUGCAUUCGUUUUGAUUCCAUUUUGUUGAAGAUUAACAACAUGCCUCUACAGCCAGAUGAUCCUGCUAAGGGUUUGACACUACACUUCACAAAGUUUAGGAUUGAAAUAGCUUUCAGCCGUGGGAAGCAGAUAUUUACCUUUGAUUGCAAGCGUGAACCUCUUGAUCUUGUCUACCAGGGCAUAGAUCUGCACUUGGUGAAAGUAUUUCUUAACAGAAUUCCUGAACCAUCAACUUCAAAGGAUUCUAAGGCAGAAAAUAAGAGUACAAAAGAUAGAGAUAGUCCUGGUUGUGAAAAGGGCAAAAUGAAAACUAGUUCUACUGAGAAAAGCAGGGAUGAUGGAUUUUUUCUGCAUUCUGAUUAUUUCACAAUACGAAAACAAACUCCCAAGGCUGAUGCUGCUAGAUUAUCAGCAUGGCAGGAAGAUGGCAGGAAAAAAUCUGAAAUGCCAUUAAUCAAGUCUGAGUUUGAUGGGGGUGAUGAAAGUGAUCAUGAGCAAUCAGGCAGUGACGACGAGGGAUUCAAUGUUGUGGUGGCUGAUAGUUGCCAGAGAGUUUUUGUCCAUGGACUAAAAAUUUUAUGGAAUUUAGAAAACAGAGCUGCUAUCCUCUCCUGGGUUGGUGGUUUAACUCAAGCAGUUCAGCCUCCGAAACCAUCUCCGUCUCGCCAAUACACCCAAAGAAAGAUUCUUGAGAAGAAACAGUUAAUUAAAGAAGCUGAGAUGCCGAAGGAUGGUGCUCUUAACUCUGUGUCCUCAGCAUCACAGCCUUCAGAACCUCAACAGAUCAAAAGUUCAGAGUCACCACCUUCCAAUGGGUCCAGCAAGUCAGAUCUGACACCAAGUGGUGAAACUGCACUUAAGCCUUCGAAUAAUAGCGAUGCUGAAGAGGAAGGUACAAGGCAUUUCAUGGUUAAUGUUGUGCAACCUCAGUUCAAUUUGCAUUCAGAAGAAGCAAAUGGUAGGUUUCUGCUAGCUGCCGGUAGUGGGCGGGUCUUGGUUCGCUCAUUUCAUUCAAUUGUGCAAGUUGGUCAAGAAAUGUUUGAGAAAGCAAUUGGUUCCAGCAAUGUUGCGACCAGUGGGUCUGGGCCAGAAAUGACCUGGUCACGUGUGGAGCUCUCUAUCAUGUUGGAGCAUGUUCAGGCUCAUGUUGCGCCCACCGAUGUUGAUCCAGGUGCUGGUAUUCAGUGGCUGCCAAAAAUACACCGCAGGUCAUCUGAAGUUAAACGAACUGGUGCUUUACUUGAAAGGGUAUUUAUGCCGUGCCAAAUGUAUCUCCGCUUUACACGGCACAAGGGAGGAACCCCUGAACUGAAGGUUAAGCCACUGAAAGAGCUAGCAUUUAACUCACCAGAUAUAACUGCUGGUAUGACAUCACGUCAGUUUCAAGUUAUGAUGGAUGUAUUGACUAAUCUUCUCUUUGCAAGAACUCCAAGAAAAACGAAGAGUAAUCUAAGCUAUCCCCUGGACAAUGAUGAUGACGACAUUGAAGAAGCAUCUGAUGCAGUUGUACCUGAUGGGGUUGAGGAGGUAGAAUUAGCAAAGAUUGGUGUUGAACUAAAAGAAAGAGCACGAAAGCUACUGCUUGAUGAUAUCCGAGCCUUGUCUACUGGUGUUGAAUCAUCUCAUGAUCAGAGUCCGUCACCAAAGGCUGAUGAUGCUACUUGGAUUGUUACUGGUUCAAGGCUAAUGCUGGUCAAACAACUGAAGAAAGGGCUCGUGAAUGUCCGGAUUGGUAGGAAAGAGGCAUAUUCUACACUAAGAAUUGCUAUGCAGAAAGCUGCACAGUUGAGGUUGGCAGAAAAGGAAAAGAAUAAAAGCCCUUCAUGCGCCAUGAGAGUUUCAACGAGGAUAAACAAGAUUGUUUGGAGCAUGUUAGCAGAUGGAAAAUCUUUUGCUGAAGCUGAAAUAAAUGAUAUGAUUUUUGAUUUCGACCGGGACUACAAAGAUAUUGGCAUCGCGCAGUUGACAACCAAGCUGUUUGUCCUUAGAAAUGGACUUGCUAAUGCAAAAUCAGAUACUGUUCUGGCACCAUGGAACCCACCUUCUGAAUGGGGCAAGAAUGCAAUGCUUCGUGUUAAUGCCCGGCAGGGCGCUCCAACUGGUGGAAAUUCAGUUAUCGAGAGUUUUCUAGUAGACAUCUAUCCACUUAAAAUUUAUUUGACUGAAGCAAUGUACAGAAUGAUGUGGGGAUAUUUUUUCCCUGGAGAUGAACAGCAACCACAAAAGCGACAGGAGCUUUUCAAGGUCUCCACUACAGCAGGAACAAGACGAAAGAAAAGCACUUCUAAUGUGGAGACAAACAGUCCCAAUAACCAGUCAUCAAAAGAAUCUACAUUUACACAGAAGCCUGAACUUCGAAGGACAUCUUCAUUUGACAGAACAUGGGAGGAAACAGUUGCUGAGUCUGUAGCUAAUGAACUUGUUUCACAGAUGCAGGGUCAAUCAAAUGCCCAAUCUGAAUCUCAAGAUGCUGUUAAGGAUUCCAAGUUAUUACGUCCUGUUCGUUCUACUCGUGAGGAUAAGAAAAUUGUGGAGCCUAAUGAGGUGAAGCAAACAAGACCUCAAAAACUGAUGGACUUCCGCAACAUAAAGAUAAGCCAGGUUGAAUUGCUUCUCACAUAUGAAGGAUUGCCGUUUGCUGUAAGUGAUGUAAGGCUACUUAUGGAUACCUUUCAUCGUGAAGAUUUUACUGGAACAUGGCCAAGAUUGUUUUCACGAGUAAAGAAACAUAUUGUAUGGGGAGUAUUGAAGUCUGUUACUGGCAUGCAGGGCAAAAAGUUCAAAGCUAAAUCUACUAGCCAAAAAGAGCCGUCUGCUGCUUUAAUCAGUGCCAGUGAUUUUAAUUUAAGUGACAGUGAUGGUGAUGAUGCUGGCAAUUCUGAUCAACUUCCAGCAUUUCUAAAAAAGCCUAGUGAUGGAGCUGGUGAUGGAUUUGCAACCUCAGUUAAGGGCUUGUUCAAUUCACAAAAGAAGAAAGCGAAGGCUUUUGUCCUAAAGACGAUGAAAGGAGAGGCCGAGCAUGAUUUCCAUGGUGAACGGAGUGAGAAUGAAAUUGAGUUCUCUCCAUUUGCUCGGCAGUUGACUAUAACCAAGACGAAGAAGCUUAUACGGCGGCACACAAAGAAGUUGAACAAGUCUAAGGUUCACAAAAAUUCAGCUACUGAGCAAGAAGUGCUGCCACCGCGUGCUCCUGCUGGAUACAACACAGACUCCUCCGACUCAUCAUCGGCGGAGACAAGCCCAAAAGAUUAGCCAGUGUCUUCAGCAAAAGGUUGUCUCCGAUGGUGCUUGGAAGUCCCGAGUUGAAACGCCUCCAGCUUACUGAGCGGUGAAGUGACCUGCAAUUUACUUGGUUACAGCUUCCGGUUUUGAUCUUGUAGAUCCUCAGUGCAAUCUUCGUGAUGGUUUUGUAGUCAUCCGAAUAGAUGUAGAUAGUGUUUCAACAUUUUUUCCCCAUGACCCCAUCAGAUGGGGGCUUUGAAAUAAGCGGGAUCCAAUCCACAUGAACCAAAUUUCUACACCAUGUACAAGCGUUAUGCAAUCCACCUCAAACACUAGUACCAUACAUACAUUUGUACCAGUUAGGAUCUUGUAGUGCAUGAUACGGUCUUGGUGCCGUGAACUCGUGAUUGUUUAUAAGCUUUCAGAUAGUCUAUAUUUUUUAUACAGAUAUAGAAUACAUCUCUUAGAUGUCAGAA
Messenger RNA from Panicum virgatum (switchgrass), 8580 nucleotides. RefSeq names its product protein ABERRANT POLLEN TRANSMISSION 1. The transcript is spliced from 22 exons. The coding region runs from base 314 to 8134 and encodes 2606 amino acids. The record is from RefSeq and is a predicted model, not a curated record. NCBI's taxonomy places the organism in Eukaryota, Viridiplantae, Streptophyta, Magnoliopsida, Poales, Poaceae.